GAGGUGCCCUACCCGGCCGAGACGGGCGCCAGCUGUUCGGCCUGGGACGAGAAGAAUCACCCGGACUGCCAGGGAGCGAAGCCUGCGGCGUGGUGCAAAAAGGCCUGGUGCUACGUGGAUCCUUGCGAAUGUUCAUUGGUCGUGCCUCCCAAGACCUCCGCGUACCUGCCCAAGGGUGUUGGCAACGGGAAACCGAUCUACUUCUCCUAUGCCGCCUGCGGAGCUGAUGAUGAAUACACCGCGGGCAACGAGGAGGCCUGCGUGAACCAGGAGGUGGAAACCAACUGCAGCAAGUUGGAGAAGUGCGCAUGGGACGUCAAGCAAUGCCUGGGCAAGGAGUUGGUGCAGCUCUGCAGCAGCGCCCAAAGCUGGGCUUCCGGCUUCGCUGUUGUCACCGCCGCCUUCGGCUGGUCCGGCAGGGAACACUGGGCGCGGAUGGUCGCGGUUGAGGACGACGAGGACGACGAGGACGACAAGGACGACAAGGAUGACAAGGAGGACGAGGAGGAGGAGACAAGGUUGUACGAUCACAAUAUGGUACUGAGAACUUUGGCUGACGCCAUUUUUCAGCUCCAGCUGGUGUGUUUCUGUGCGAGCGAUACGGAUGCGGCCGGGGAGGCUUUUACCGUCUUCAACCGCGCGGUACUGUGGAUUGUCCAAAGCCCGGAGCAGGAGGAUGACGAGGUUCUCUCCAAGAUGGAAGAAAAGGAAAGUGUCCUCGAGUUCCUGGCAGACUUUCAUGAUCGGAGGCCGAAGCAUCGCGCGAGAAUCACCCAGCUCUGCGUGCGCUUAUUGGAGUUCGAAACCUGGCGUGAGGCCUUGGCUUCCAGCAAUCCAUCUGUCGCCGCGACCCUGCACGCCUUGACGGGUCUCUCCGCACCGGUGCGCGCGUCCACAGCGGUGAAUCUGGAAACGGCCGCAGAGCUGGCAGCAUCCAGGGGUUGCAUCGGUGCCUUAUACCUUCGCAUCGUGUCAGCGAAGGCGCUGCCGAAGGAUGGCGCGGCGCCCUUCGUCCGCGCCCGCCUGGGCGGCGCGUCCGGCGCCGGCGCCGCCGCGCAACGCACUGAGACGGCCGCGGGCGUCGCACCGCGCUGGGACGGCACGCCCUUCGUCUUUGAGGUGCCCAACCCUGACGCUUCGAUCACCAUGGAGGUGCUGAGCAGCGAUGAGACGGGCGACGAUCUCUUGGGAUCCGCCAGUUUCAAGGUUUUAGAGAAGGCACCCGAGUCUUCAAAGAUGCCGAAGUUGAUUAGCCUUUCUCUCAGUGCAGGCGGUUCUCUGGACUUCGAGAUCCUCUUUCGGGCGGCCAAGAGCGGAGGCUAUGCUCCCCGCGGCACCCAGAGCGUGGUCGCCGGCCUCACCGCGGCGCUCUGGGAUUUGGAGAACGCCAAGGUCGAAGACGGUUGGAUUGUUUCCGGCGUCAAGGGCGGCGCGAGCGGUGUGGGCGGUUUGGCGUGUCCUGCUGGUCAUCCUAUUGAUAAACGGAAGGAGGGCAUGUCGUGGCGCCAAAGUUUCCUCCAAGGGGAGACCAAGCUCUGCAAUUUCUGCCGCUCCGAGAUCCAACGCCACGAGACCCGCUGGCGCUGCUUCCAUCACUGCGACUUCAACGUCUGUGAGAAGUGCUACCGGGAGAAAGCGGCCCAGUGAAGCGGAAAAAA
Messenger RNA from Cladocopium goreaui, 1658 nucleotides. The record is from the annotation of a GenBank genome assembly. Lineage: Eukaryota; Dinophyceae; Suessiales; Symbiodiniaceae.